Synchiropus splendidus (mandarinfish) is the source of this 4642-nucleotide messenger RNA. Its product is annotated as mucin-1-like. The transcript is spliced from 2 exons. Bases 944 to 4423 code for a protein of 1159 amino acids. NCBI's taxonomy places the organism in Eukaryota, Metazoa, Chordata, Actinopteri, Syngnathiformes, Callionymidae. The record is from RefSeq and is a predicted model, not a curated record.
UUCUUCUUACUUUUCAUUGACUUGCACGUUUUGCACCAAGGCGACUUGAGGGGUCCUGGAACUCGGUAUACUGAAGUGCGCUAACUGUCAACAUAAUUGUCAAAUUUGAAACACGAGGAUGGGAGUCAUGUUUGACAUCAGGCACUUGAGUGUCUCAAACCAGGUGUUGUGACAGUUGCUGCGACUGGUGGGUGUUGUUUUUAGACGCAAAUGAGUAAUCCAGGGCCCCUUCCCCCAUUUUUUCAAAACUCACAAUGGUGUGGAGUGGUUGUCACAGAGGUUUGAUCCACAGUGCAUGUACAAUGUUUUAUUUGCUUGUAUACUGACACUAUUAAAAAGGUUGCACAAGUUGGUUUUGUCUGAAAGAUUUGUUACAGCUGGUGUUAUGUUAUCCCAGAGCUUUGUUUUUAUAUAGUUUUAAUCUUUUUUUUAAUUUGUAGCACAAUAAAUGACAAGCGGGUUGGUUGACUUUUUUUGUAGGUGUUUUGAUGAAAUGUAACAAGGCGUUUGGUUUUAUUUCAUAACUCAACUGGUUUCACAUUGAAAUGUUGAAAUGUCUGUUUUAAUGCCAUAACUGUUGGCAAUGUUUGGCAAGUAUGAGAAUUAUUUUUGGAAAAGAACUAUUAAUUUUACUAUGCAUAUUGGUUUUUCAAGUCAAGCAAAGAGCUCACUAAUACUUUUUUUUUUCUCCAAAUUGGGAAUGGAUAAAUGCCUUAAUUUCCAUUCAUGACCAUUUUGUGGCUUAGAAAGUUGUGAAUCCUAAUGCCUCCACAAAAGUAUUUUAAAAAGUAACAGUGUACACCAGAUCUCAAAUUUAACAUCUGAAUUUUUCACUGCAUGGUGUGGAUAACUUGGGCACCUUUUUUCCACCUUACUUCACUGCAAAAAUAUACACAUUUACAUUUUAUUUGUCAUUGGGAAAAUAACUAAUUUACCUUAUUUGAUGGCCGCAGCCCCUCCGGCUUCAGGAGUUGAGAAUCCUCCAGACUCCAUUUCUUCGCUGGCCGUCUCAGCUGGCAAUCAGCCUAAUGCUGAGAAACCUAAUGGCUUAGCUAUAACACAAAACACAGAUGAUCAAAAAGUUGCAAAAACUGCAGCAAAAGCAGUUGAGCAAGGUGUUGGUGUUUCUCAGGAUCCUCCUGUUACAUUGGGUGAGGGAAUAAGCGAAGAACUGGCGACACCUGAACAGUCAGCUGCGAAUAAGUCUGUGGGGGAGGUGGCAUCCGAAGAUAAACCUCCAACUCUGAUAGUAAAAAACGAUGACCAAAAAUCACCGGUCUGUGGAGAGCCUGUUGAAGAAACGAGCCAUGAAGUCCCAAAAACCGAAGUUAUUGCUGGAAAGAGCUGUUCAGAAAUUCAAAAUGAAAAUUGUGACAAAGGGUCAGUUAUUCACCUCGCCAAGGCCAGUCAAUUGAAGACCCAAAAAUGUGAAGGUCAGCCAUCAUCCACCCACACUGGUUCAGCUUCUUCCCAGAAUCCUCAGGCAGCUUCUGGCACUGCUAAGCCAAAGGGCAAAGAUAACAAGGGCGCUCAGGGCGCUUCUGCCCCAAAGGCUGUCCCUGGCAGAAGGAAACGCUCUUCAAUGUCUGCCUCUUCUUCAUCUCCUACCUCACCUAAAUCUACUCCUUCCUCUACUCCCCUGUCACCUCCGCUGUCUCCCUUGGCAUCGUCACCCUCUAACCAAGCUUGCCAUUCAAAUCCAAAAGUUGUUAAAGCUGGUAAACAGAGCAAUCCAAAGAAAGUGGAGGCCUUUGUGCCGUCACCUGUGCCGGUUCAGGUUGAAUCAAAACCUCAAUCUGUGUGCAGUCCUUCCUCUGAUGACCUAAAACCCACUUCACCAGCUGCAGUAAAGCCAACUGCAGCACCAACUGCUUUUAAAGUUACAUCUAAGGCUGCUGUAGCAGCUCCUGUUUCAUUUUCUGAUGCGAUUCCUUCAAGCCCUUUCAAACCAAAUGAGAAGUCAAGUCCUUUAAAACCUGCUUCAAUUCCUGCAGAUGAUGACCUCCCUCCUCUUAUCCCACCCCAGAGACCAGUGAAGGUGCAAAUUCAGACACCAGCUGAACCCAAGGUGUCAACCACAGUAAAGUCAUCUCCAGUACAGUGUGACAAAGCGUCAUCCAAGGACAAUGCUGCUCUGCCCGAGGCAGCUAAGCCUGCACCAAAGGAAAAGGCAGCUUCUGUUGAGGCAGCCAAGCCCGCCUCCAAGAACACAGUUGUUCCUGUUGAGGUAACCAAGCCUGCUCCAAAAGCUAAGACUGCUCCAGUUGAUGUAGCCAAACCUGCACCAAAGGAAAAGGCUGUUCCAGUUGAGGUGGCCAAGCCCGCACAAACGGAAAAGGCCGCUCCUGUUGAAGUGGCCAAGCCCGCACAGAAGGAAAAGGCCCCUGCAGUUGAGGCGGCCAAGCCCGCACCCAAGGAAAAGGCCGCCCCAGUUGAGGCAGCCAAGCCCGCACCCAAGGAAAAGGCCGCCCCAGUUGAGGCAGCCAAGCCCGCACCCAAGGAAAAGGCCGCCCCAGUUGAGGCAGCCAAGCCUGCACCCAAAGAAAAGGCCGCCCCAGUUGAGGCAGCCAAGCCUGCACCCAAAGAAAAGGCCGCCCCAGUUGAGGCAGCCAAGCCCGCACAGAAGGAAAAGGCCGCCCCAGUUGAGGCAGCCAAGCCUGCACCCAAAGAAAAGGCUGCUCUUGUUGAGCCGGCCAAGCCCGCACCCAAGGAAAAGGCCGCCCCAGUUGAGGCAGCCAAGCCCGCACCCAAGGAAAAGGCCGCCCCAGUUGAGGCAGCCAAGCCUGCACCCAAAGAAAAGGCCGCCCCAGUUGAGGCAGCCAAGCCCGCACAGAAGGAAAAGGCCGCCCCAGUUGAGGCAGCCAAGCCUGCACCCAAGGAAAAGGCCGCCCCAGUUGAGGCAGCCAAGCCUGCACCCAAGGAAAAGGCCGUCCCAGUUGAGGCAGCCAAGCCUGCACCCAAGGAAAAGGCCGUCCCAGUUGAGGCAGCCAAGCCUGCACCCAAGGAAAAGGCCGCCCCAGUUGAGGCGGCCAAGCCCGCACCCAAGGAAAAGGCCCCUGCAGUUGAGACGGCCAAGCCCGCACCCAAGGGAAAGGUCACCCCAGUUGAGGCAGCCAAGCCCGCAUCCAAAGAAAAGGCUGCUCUUGUUGAGCCGGCCAAGCCCGCACCCAAGGAAAAGGCUGCUCCUGUCGAGGCGGCCAAGCCCGCACCCAAGGAAAAGGCCGCUCCUGUCGAGGCGGCCAAGCCCGCACCCAAGGAAAAGGCCGCUCCAGUCGAGGCGGCCAAGCCCGCACCCAAGGAAAAGGGCGCUCCAGUCGAGGCGGCCAAGCCCGCACCCAAGGAAAAGGCCGCUCCUGUCGAGGCGGCCAAGCCCGCACCCAAGGAAAAGGCCGCUCCUGUCGAGGCGGCCAAGCCCGCACCCAAGGAAAAGGCCGCUCCUGUCGAGGCGGCCAAGCCCGCACCCAAGGAAAAGGCCGCUCCUGUCGAGGCGGCCAAGCCCGCACCCAAGGAAAAGGCCGCUCCUGUCGAGGCGGCCAAGCCCGCACCCAAGGAAAAGGCCGCUCCUGUCGAGGCGGCCAAGCCCGCACCCAAGGAAAAGGCCCCUGCAGUUGAGGCGGCCAAGCCCGCACCCAAAGAAAAGGCCCCUGCAGUUGAGGCGGCCAAGCCCGCACCCAAAGAAAAGGCCCCUGCAGUUGAGGCGGCCAAGCCCGCACCCAAAGAAAAGGCCGCUCCAGUUGAGGCGGCCAAGCCAGCACCCAAGGAAAAGGCCGCUCCAGUUGAGGCGGCCAAGCCAGCACCCAAGGAAAAGGCCGCUCCAGUUGAGGCGGCCAAGCCAGCACCCAAGGAAAAGGCCGCUUCAACAGGAGCGGCCAAGCCCGCACCAAAAGAAAAGGCCGUUCCUGUUGGGGCGGCCAAGCCCGCACCCAAGGAAAAGGCCGUUCCUGUUGAGACGGCUAAGCCCGCACACAAGGAAAAGGCCGCUCCAGUUGAAGCGGCCAAGCCCACCCCUAAAGAAAAGGCUUCACUUGUUGAGGCAGGCAAAGCUGCACCUGUUGAGGCAGGCAAAGCUGCACCUGUUGAGGCGGCCAAGCCCGCCCCCAAGGAGGCAAAGACUGCUACCAAUGUAGCCAAGUCGGUUGUUGAACCGGUUCCCCGUAAGCUCACGUUUGCAGAAGCAGUUGCCAAACCUGCUCCUGUUAAAUCUGAGAUUGAGGUAAAUGGUACAUCCAUGUCAGACACAGUUCCAACAUCCAAAUCUGCUAAAACCUCAACCAAGGUGGAUGAUGUCAUCAAGAAUGAUGAGGGUAUUUUCAAUUUUCUUUCCUUGUUUGUCAGUGUGACCUGGAAACUGCUACUGUGCUCGGUCCUACACAGCAUUCAACUUUUCAACUGCUUUUUUUCCCCCUCAGGGACAUUUUUUUAAUGACCGUUAGACGGUGCGUCUGUAAUCGUAAUCUACCUGGGUUUGCUCAAAUUUUAGGAAUCUUUUGAAAGAACCGCUGCUUUGAAUGUGAAUUUCAUAGUCAGUUCUGUGCUUUGUUCUGGAUCAAAUCACUAUUUGAAUGAUGAUGAAAUUGACACUUAUUUUCAGGAGUGACACAUCGCCACAGAAAACUAUUCAUGAUAAUCUAACAAACAUGAA